CCGCUUCCUCGACCUGCAUCGGCGCCGCUUCCUCGAUCUGUCCCGGCGCCGUUUGGAUCGUUGCGGCAACGGCUUCGUCGGUCUUCAGCUCCGCCACCUACAUCCUGAAGGAGUACGAUCUCGUGGCUGGAUGGCGACGGACAUGUUGACCAUAUACCUGCACUAUGAAGAUACAAAUCAGGAAGCCAAAAUUUUACAAAGAUCCAUGAUGAGACAUGAUGAAAACCUCCAAUCAAAUGAUAAUGGUAUUUCUCGGUCACCAGUACUGCUUGGUAAAACAAAGAGAAUCCAGUGCAAUGGACCCGUUGAGGCACGCUCGUCUAUGCAACAUGACAUUCCUGAGGAUAAUAAUUUAUCAUGUUCGCAUGAAAAGGUUGGCGACCAUGAUGUCAACCAAUUACAAAUUCAACAAAAUUCAUCAUCACCACAAGACCUUGUUAUUGAUUCUGUGCUAGAGGUGAGGGAAAUGAGGAAUAUUACGGGUGAAUCUGUUUCAAGACUGAACCAGCAAAGGACUAGAACUGAACACCCACACCGCUCAAAAAGAAGGCGUUCUUCUUCCAUCAAGGCUGCUUCCAAAGUAGUCUUAAAGACUUCAACAUAUCCCAACAAGCGGAAUGUUGCGUAUGGUACUAUUCGGAGUACUGAUCCAAGAACUAAGGCUGGUGGUAUUGAGUUAGGUGCUGAAUUUGCUCUUGUGCGCAUAGACGAACCUAUUCUUGAUAAUGAGGAGUUGGUAAGGGAAGUUUCUGAUUGCAAGACAAUUGGCGAGGCUUUCACUUCAGGAUACUUAAUUGCCUGGCCUUCAGCUUUUAUUCGAGAGAAGGAUGGUUGAUUUGCUGUUGAAUUCUUGGAUCAAGAAGCAAAUAAAAUCUGAAGAUUUUAGCUACCAAUAGUUGUAGUUUAAAUUGAUAGAUUUAAAAGUGUAAUAUCAUCCUGAAGAUCUUUCUCUUUCAUCGAAUUGAUGCAAAUGCGACAGUGUAAUAUUCCCCAUAGUUGUGUUUUUUAUCCAAAAAUUAUAUGACUGGUAUCUUUAUUGUAAUGCAUAUGUAUCAUACACUCUUCUAUAUUCGUAAUAAAUAUCUUCGUACGAAUUUCUGUA
Messenger RNA from Triticum aestivum (bread wheat), 1102 nucleotides. RefSeq lists its product as uncharacterized. The record is from RefSeq and is a predicted model, not a curated record. Lineage: Eukaryota; Viridiplantae; Streptophyta; Magnoliopsida; Poales; Poaceae.